ACUGGGGCUUGUCUUGUGACGCAGUGCCAUCUACCGGUCAAAAAAUAAGCAUGGCUGCUCGAAUCUUAGCACGCUGUGCUCAUAAUACAGUCAAAUUUAAACCUCAGAUUUUUUAUGCUGGCUGUAAGUGUUCGCUGUCACCAUCCAAUACAAUAUGUGAGCCCAGUGUGUUAGGUGGGGCUGUUUUUGAACAAUCCCGACUGCGGCACAACCGGUGGAACCACUUCAAAUUUAGGAAACAGAGGAAAAUGAAAAAUGCUAAGUUUCCUGAAGAGGAUGGUGAAAUAGACGAUGAUGGAUUUCCCAGGACAGAAGAGCAAAUUGAGAAAAUGAAGGAAAGGGGAAUUCCUCCACCUAAAGAUUUUAAUGAAAUACCUCCAUUUGACCUUAGUAGCACUGUCAUGGUUAUGGAUCCAUAUGUUCCUCCAGAGGGAGAUGGCAAGGUUUCCAUAUUGAGCAAAAAGGGAGCAAAAGACAGGAUGGAGAAACUAACCAAGAAGGGUACCCAGAUCCAGCACAUCCGGAAGAUCAAGAAGUACGAACCUAACUGGUCUGCCCCCGAGUUUGCUGAAGAAGCAGCAGAGGUCUAUAGAGAGGCACAUGAACUAUUGAUGAACUUCCAAGACAAUGAAGAGAGAUUGCAUGAUCUGAUAACGACCAAAGCAUGGAGUGACAUGACGCAUGGUCUCAAGUUCAAAACUUUGAGAUGGGAAUUUGUGGAGUCCGUGGAACCACCCGUUGUAGUCCAUGUGAGAGUAGCCAACAUGAUAAAUGAUGAUAAUCUGUAUGGUCAAGUCACUGUAAGGCUCCACACAAAACAGAUUUUAGCCCUGUAUGAUCGCUUUGGCAGACUCAUGUACGGCAGCGAGAAGCAAGUCAAGGAUGUGUUAGAAUACAUCGUGUUUGAAACCCACUUGAUUGAUCCACAUAGACGAUGGCGAAUUCACGCCAAAAUCACCCCUGAGUGGGUCAAGCAAACGCCGCCCGUGGUGUUAAGAACAAACAUUGAGCCUGAAGAAAAAGAAGAAGAAGACGAUGAAGAAAAUAAAGAAGAAUCUGCACUGGUGGAAGGGAAAUCAUGAGAAAAGAAACUUGUUCAGACUGAAAAGAUAAUUUUGGGUCUUACUGAUAAAAGAUUUUGUAUAUAAAACUUUUGACACUGGAGAAAACUGGAUGUAUUACACUUAAGAAAUUAACUGCGGGGCUUAAGUGUCCAGAAGUACGUGUAUAGUUCACAUUCAAACUAAUGUAUAUUCUUUUGUUAUAUCAUGUAUUUGAAAUAUAUAGCAGGUUAAGUGAACAAGCGCUUGUACAUGAAAGAAUUUUUCCAAAAACAAAAAAGAAAUAAAACAACUAUAAUAAUUAUUUCAGU
This is a messenger RNA of Lingula anatina, 1372 nucleotides long. RefSeq names its product large ribosomal subunit protein mL45. The record is from RefSeq and is a predicted model, not a curated record. Lineage: Eukaryota; Metazoa; Brachiopoda; Lingulata; Lingulida; Lingulidae. Gene Ontology annotation, cellular component: mitochondrion.